ACCGCGCACAUCAAAAUGGCGGCGGCGGCGGCGAAUCCAGCGGCGGUGCGGCGCGCCGAGGAGGUAGUGGAGAGGGAGAUGAGCGGGCGCGACGCCUCCCACGACGCCGCUCACGCGCUCCGCGUUCGGGACCUCGCGCUCUCCCUCGCCGCCGAGCAGGGCCUCUCCUCCCCCGACCGCCUCCUCAUCGUGGAACUGGCGGCCCUCCUGCACGACGUCGGAGAUUACAAGUACACCAAGGAUAAUGCGGAGGAUAUGAGCAUCGUCGAGCGGUUUCUUGAAGAGGUGGGAUUGGAGGAGGGACAGAGGGAGGAAAUUGUGGCCAUCAUUACAGGGAUGGGAUUCAAAAAUGAGGUUUCAAAGAAGCUUAAUGCUGAGCCCACUCUUGAGUUUGCAAUUGUGCAAGAUGCAGAUCGUCUGGAUGCAAUUGGUGCGAUUGGUGUUGCAAGAUGUUUUACAUAUGGAGGGAGCAAGAACAGUGCAUUGCAUGAUCCUAAAGUACUUCCACGUGAUAAUCUGUCAAAGGAAAAGUACAUGUCCAAGGAGGAGAAACAAACGUCAAUCAAUCAUUUCCAUGAGAAGCUCUUUAAGUUGAAGGACAUGAUGAAGACAGAGGCUGGGAAAAGGAGAGCGGAGAAAAGGCACAAGUUCAUGGAAAAUUUUGUGUCUGAAUUCUAUGAAGAGUGGAGUGGCAGGGCUUGAAGUGACCAAUCAGACCGUGGGCUUGGGGCAAGGGUUGAAGUUGGCCAACCAAUUUUCAACAACUCACAUCUAUGUCGCACUUCAUGCUGAAGGCAUGCAAGCAAGGGACAAAUCGAGAAGUGUUACUGAAUCACUAGAUAGUGAUAAGACACUUCUAAAUAACAGGGUUGAAAUUCUGGCUCUGACCUAUAUUAAGGAAAAGCCCACAUAACCAUCUGGUUUUGCGUCACUGUAAGUCCCAAUUAAGGUUUGCCCAAAACACUGAGCAUAAAUAAAUCUAUAAGAGAUGUCAUGGGACUCUGAAUAUUGAAUUGAUGAUAAGACUCUCUGCAAAAUAUUUUUGCAUCAA
Molecule: messenger RNA, 1051 nt
Organism: Lolium rigidum
Lineage: Eukaryota; Viridiplantae; Streptophyta; Magnoliopsida; Poales; Poaceae
Exons: 7
Coding region: 16-702 (228 amino acids)
Source: RefSeq, a predicted model, not a curated record